Molecule: messenger RNA, 1757 nt
Organism: Phytomonas sp. EM1
Lineage: Eukaryota; Euglenozoa; Kinetoplastea; Trypanosomatida; Trypanosomatidae
Source: the annotation of a GenBank genome assembly
GUCUAAGGUGGCUGUAUAAGUUAAUUUUAGAGUUAAAAUAGCAUUUGAUUUUUCAGGCCCAAUAAUGAAUAGGAGUGCUAGCGUUAAUUCCUUCAAUGACGAAGUCCACAUAAUCGACUGUCACAUCGCCGAUGCACAGGCUUCCAAGGAUGCUGGCGAUGCCGCGAUGAUUCAGAACCACCUACAUGCAGCAUCCUUCUAUUACAAGAAAGUUUUUAUGUUUCUAGCUGAGUACCUGCCUACAAGGCCGGAUAUCGUACCUUGGCUUGUGCAUUCCCUAUCCCCGAGCGAUGCUGAGCAUGUUUUAGUUGUUAAUAUACUAAGACAGUACCGGCCUCGUUUCUUGAACCCAUUUGUAAGCGGGUGUCAAACACCCAAUGUUAACGGGGAUCAAAAUCGUUCGUUUAGUGCGGGUAGUCGUUACGCAUUCAACCAAGACGGUUGUAUUGAUAUUGAAAGCGAUGGUAGUGCUAAAUUGUAUGGUUCUGAAUGGUUUACUCUGACCAAACGGUCUCGGCAACAGAAGGUAUACAGGUUGUUCAGUUUUACUAUGAGCAACCUCGUGUUGGUGAACCUCAAGCUUGGGCGGUACCUCGAAGGCGUAGCGGUCGCUACAUUUUUGCUGGAACGUGCUCCUUUUCUUCAAGAUAACUCAAAAGUGUUGCUUCGCCGCGCCCAAUGUUUCCUCAAACUCGGCGAUUGUGCUGCAGUUGAGAAGGAUCUCAAUGCGCUUGAGCUUCAGGGCUUCAACCACACCAGUAUAGCGAUGCUAAGGGAGGAAAUUGCGCAACUAAAUGCGCGCUCACACGAAUCUCAGGUGGAUAAUGUGACAAGGUAUGUUUCCCCCGCCUCACCACUGCUUUGUUAAGGUGGUGAACAGGGGCAUGCGUAGAAACUGAGCAUCCAUGAAUGGUGUGAAGACUAAAAUGGUCAUUGAGAAAUACGCUAGCAGUAGCACCAUAGUCGCUAAUAAUUAAUGCAAAAUGGGAAGAUAGGCAUAAAAUCUUAUACACGCGUUUGGAGUAGUGGAAAAAAUACACAAAGAAAAUGAACACAAUGGCUCACUACUAUGGUAGGUAAGGGAGGCGCAUAGAAUGUGUCUGGCAGGAUGAGUUACCAAAUUACACUCAUAUAUAUAUAUACUUCACGCCCCGUGAUUGUCAAUAAAAAUUCUUGACUACGGUGAUGGUGACAGCUGUUUUCUAUAUGUGCCAAUUUUCCCAUCUCUCUCAAUUCCUACAAUUUGUCGUAGAGUUGAAUGCUAAGGCACAAAGGCGUGAGCUUCUACUAUUUGUUGCAUCUACAUUAAUGCUAACCAUGCAUGCAUAUGUAUGGUAUAGAUGUCGAUAGUUAUGUGUAUAUGUACGUAAAAUAAUAUCUCAUAUUGUAUACCCCUUUCCAAGAAUCACAUUGACAAGUCGUUUUUCUUUAAAUGAAAGAUAAGAGAGGCGUCACUAUUGCUUUUGAAAUGCACAUAUAUAUCUGAAGUUGAUUGUGAUAUAUUGUAAAUGAGGGUAAAAGAAGUCUGUCACAACCAAAAUGUGCAAUUUGCACCUUUUGAAUGAUACGUACAAAAGCUGGUGUAUUUCAUGUUUGUUACCCUUUUCAUAUCUCUUAACUGAGUGAGUAAACGAUGUGAAAAAUGCGUGUCUUAAAGUUAACUUAAUUCAAUUCAAAAAUAAUAAGAAUUCGCACAAAGCUAGGACAGCGGAGUAUAUUGUACGAAAAGAGGAAUUACACAUCACAGGGGCAUCAAA